ACAAUGAACUCGACUUAGCGUCAAAAUGAAAUUUCAUCAGUUACGGAACUUACUGAUGAUCUUUUCACAUGACGAGACAAGAUUCUUCACACCUGUCCCCUAUAUACUUCUAAGAUGUUAAACACUUCCUCGAGUGAAGAUGAUGAAUACGUUGGCUCGUCAGGGAAUUUAGGUGAUGAUGAUCAGAAUGUGGACUGGUUGCAUUAUGAGAACAGGAACAUUCAUAAGAUUGACCGGGUAUCCAAGUCACAAGUUAACAACCUACUGAACUCCGAAUCAUUACCACCAAAUGACAAGAUUAAUCUAAAGUAUAAGACAACUGAUCAAAGUUUGGCUACAGGAUGGAAACAAAUGCAAUAUGAUCAAAUCUCUAAUGUUCAUAGCCCAUUCAUUGAUGCCCAACGGCGUCCACGUUUAGGGGAUUGUGUUAGUAAAGUUACAGAAUCAUCAAAGAUGGAUUUUACACUGAAUACUGGGGUAGCUCCUCAAGAUACAUGUGUCCCUGUCACUACCUCAACACAUUUCAGUGUAAGCUUUGAGAGUCCUUUGGAAGCUUCCUCUUUAGGAGCACGACUUAGUCCUGUUGGUAGUAGUUGUUGGUCAUCUGAACAACAUAUCUCACCAGAUUUGACAUCACUUAUGAGUAGUAGCACAAAUUCUGUAUCUGCUGGGAUAUCGUUAAGUUCGGGUCGUCAGCAUGCUCUGAAAUCAUUACUCCACAGACAGCCAUCAGCUGGAACAGGAUGUUCUGGUGGUACUUUGUCAACAGAAGCUGGACAAUUACAAUCUGCCUCAAAUUCUGUUCGUUCUGCUCCUCUAUGUGCUAGCCAAGUGACCAAGUCGAAGUGGAACAAACAAAUGGGAAUAAAUAAGAAUGCAAAUUUACAACAUUUUGCACCACCUCCACCGUCAUUAGUAAUCAGUGAUCCAGAAGAGGAAAUGCACAAUAAACGUUUACAAUUAUAUGUUCUAGCUAUUCGAUGUAUUGCAUAUCCACUUCUUAAUGCUAAUGCUACUGGUCAAAAUAGAAGAUAUCUACGAGUAACAAAAGAUUAUUUGAAUAUUUUGAAGGAACGUUUUCAGUUGUAUUUACGUGGAGAGUUAGCAAUUAGUAGUGAUGAAGCAUUUCAUACUGCUGUAAAUGAAUUUUUUGAAGCUGUUCUCAAUAGUGAUCGUCUUUUAAAUAUGGUUAAAUCAGGAAGUUGUUCCAUGUAUGAUAUUCGAGAAAUUUUUAUUGCAAAUAUUGAAAAACAAUUUCAAGGUAUUCAACCAGUUGAAGGUUUAUCUAAAGAAAGUGUAUUAAGCGCAUGGAAAAUUAAAUUUGAUCAAAUAUGUCGUGGUGGUGAAGGACCAUGUCCUGAAGCAAUGAAAUUAGCUGUUCCACAACCAGAACCUAUAGCAUUAUCUAAUGAACAAUUGUAUGAAUUAUUAAUGCGUACUUUAUCCAUUGAAAAGUAUGAACAUCAAAUUUUAUAUAAUGCAUGUCAACUUGAUAAUAUGGAUGAACAAGCGUCUCAAAUCAAAAGAGAACUAUCAGAACGUUUAAUACAAAUUGACAAAAUGUAUAAAGAACGUUCAUUUCCUAAAAUGGUACAUAAGGAAAUGGAGAUGCAGUAUAUUGAAGAAGAAAAACUGAGAGUGAAUGGAUUAAUGAGACGUUUAGAUUCGAUACCAGCGCUUAAAACACAUUCCACAGGUGUGAAUUCAGCUCAUAGACACUUAAGAAAACAUCCUAUAAGAACAAUUUUAUCUAAUUGGCACACUGGUGGGACAAGUAGAAGCAACAGAUCUGUACGUGAUACUGGUUCCGUAACUGAUCUUUGGUCACGACAACUGGACAUGGAUUCGUCAAGAUCAUCUUUAUCAAUUACAGAUGAUUUACAUUUAACGAGUGAAGGUAUUCAGCCCUCUUCAAUGUUUCUAACUCAUGAAAUUUCAAGGGAGGCUAUGCAGGCUUCUUCAACAAUUGAAAUAUUGGUUCAUCAAGUCAGAAAUAUUCAAAGUUUACCACGUUCAAAGAAACUUUAUUGUGCUAUAGAACUGGAUGGUACACCAGAUCGGAAGAGAACAGAAUCCGUAGAGGUUAAUAAACCUGUAUGGAAUACAACUGCAGAAUUUCAAACAUCUCAAAUUCUUCCAGUUAUCAAAGUAAAGGUUUUCAAAGAAUGUUCAGGGCCAUUAACACUGGAUGAUAAAGAACUUGGAAGGGUAACUUUUAAUAUAACUUGGUCAAGUCCACGCACCCCACUUUGGUAUAAAUUACAAAAUACAAAACAUUGUCAUGAUCCUGUUGAAAUACAAAUUUCAGUGUCUAUGCAACGCCCAACUAAUUGUAAAUAUAGUAAUUAUUGUUGGAUUCAAGGUCGUUCCACAUUUAAAAAAUGGAAACGACGUUAUGUUUGUAUCAUACAAAUAUCACAAUACACAUCAAUAUUGGCAGCAUUUGCUGAACAGAAAUCUCAACCAUCAGAAUCAGUUGUAUUAGAUGGAUUUACUGUAGACUAUUGUGAACCAAGAACAGAUUUGAUGAAUAUGGCUGCGUUUGGCAGAAACAGUAAACCUGAACACCAUGGAUCAACUACAUCUUUAACAUCCUUAUCAAGGUUAAGACUCAGUACAUUGGGACGAAUAACAAGUCAACGACAUGUAGGCAGUAAUCCUCUCGGCGGAUUAGAAUGUGAUUAUUCGCCAAGGUUUUUCUUCAAACUUGUCCGAGAAGGUGACACAAUAAUUAUAGCAUCUUCUGCUGAAGUAGAUCGUCAGAACUGGAUACAAGCUCUUUAUCGAGCGACCGGUCAAACACACAAACCUACAUUACCAGGAGCAUCAAAUGUUUCAGCUAUUAUCAGUGAUCAAAAGAAAAGUACUGCUGAUAUUGACACCGGUCAAAAUAAAACAAUUGAUAGAUUCGCUUCAAUACCUAUACAUACCCUUGAUCAUUUGGAAUAUUUCAUUAUUUUACAAUCAUCAAGUUUAGAUUAUCGGUUAACUGAUCCAUUUGUUUCACUUGGCUGUUUAAGUCCAACUCAACGAUAUUUAUUGGAUGAAUAUUGUACACGUUAUGGUAUACGUGAAUGUCAACGUCACUUAGCAAUGUUAAUUAAUUUAUUAAAUAAAAUUGAAAAUGGUAUGAGUAUAGAUCCAGAUUUAAUUCAUAUCAGUUAUUCCUUAUGUGCUAAUCAUGUUAGCGGUAAAGCUCAACAUGAUCAAGCCGUACAUACAGUGUUAGCAAUGGAACGUGAUCAAUUUCAAAUUAUUAGAACUCGACUGACAACACUUUUAGAAAAACAAAUUACUGAAUUUCGUUAUUGUUUCCCAUUUGGUCGUCCGGAAGGUGCAUUGGAAAAAACAAUCAGUCUGUUGGAAAGAGUUUUAACAAAAGAAACCGGUGAACCAGCUUCAGCUGAACUUGUUCGUAAUGUUAUACGUAAUUGUUUAAGAAAUGCAGCUGUAUUGAACUAUGAACGAAUUUCUGAAUAUGUUAUGAUUGAAGUCGUUUCUGGACCACGAGUUAAAAACACAAAUAAAGAAAGCAGAAAAAUUCAUGAAAUGUAUCAUUUAGCUGAACUUUGUAUUGAAGUACUUAAACAAAAUGAACAACAUCACUCUGAGUCAUUCUCCUGGUUCAACGAUUUAUUUGUUGAGCAUACAGAGAAUUUUUGGUAUUUAUUUCAAAUGGAUUUAUUUGAAUUAUUGGAUAGAUUACCAGAAGAUUGUUGGGAAGUGUUCGAUUUAUUUCAAUUAUUGAAUAAUUAUCUAUUAAAUGAUUCUAAUUUAUCUAAUGGUCGAUUUCAUUAUGAAUUAGCUAAUCGUUUUACACCACUGGUAGAUCGAUAUAUUGGAUUAAUGGCGGAUUCUAUUGAACAAGCAUUAAUAGAGGGAUGUAAGAAUGAACGAUGGAUUCCAGCCUCGAAAUUAGACAGAAAUGAAGGUACAAGUGAACUACGUAUCAAUAAUAUUUCACAACAUAAAGCUGAGUCUUUAUUAAGUGUUCACAAUUCCUUAGCAUCGUUUACUAAAAUGGAAGAUAUGGGAAAACCCAAUGAAACCUUGUCAAUUAAUAUACCAGCUUUUCACCAUACAGAUAUUGAAUGGAAUUCGUCUAAUUGUUCAACUAAAAAUGUUCAGAAUAAAGAGAAAUUAGCAACACCACAAACAACAACAUCAACUGGUUCGGAAUUAUAUCAAUAUUCAUCGGGUAAUUUCAAUAUGAUUGGAAGUCAAACAUGCCAAACCGUUACUGAACUCUUAUGGAGAUUAUAUAAAUUAAAAAAUUUUAUUCAUGAAUUAAAUUGGCCUCAAUCGGUUUCAGCUGAAGCAUUGGAUGAAAGGGUGUGCAUAUUAUGUGCACAAAUGCUUCGAGAAGUUGUAAAACGUACUCUAAUAGAACUAGAAUCAUUAGUUAGAAAAUGUGCCAAAACUGUGGAUCUAAUUCUUCCAUUAGAAUGUUUUACAAUGUUAAAUACAAUUAGUGAAUUAAGAGCUCAUUUAUUUUCAUUAUGUCAUCCAACUGAUCCAGUAAAUAUGGUAAUCAAUAAUACUAGUAAUAAUAUUACACGAUCACAUCGUCAACCAGUUAGGAAUGCAACUCAAUUACAUAUGGAAACUCAAGAAUUCUUUGAAAGUGUACAGAAAAAUAUGAUGGUUAUCAUUAUUGAUCAUUGUAUGAUUAUUUUAAAUGGUGUAUUGAAGAAGUUAACAAGAUUUGAUGAAAAUAAGCUAUUUUCAUCGAUUCUUGUAUUAACUAAACCGAAUGAUGAAGAAGGUCAAGCCUAUGGAACUUUUCUUCAUAUAAAUUUACAAAGUUUAAGUGAAAACUUAGUUGACGAAGUUUCUAUGCUUUCUAUGUUAGAAAUAUGGUAUACACGUCAAAUGAAAGCUAUUUACGAUUGGUUAAUUCAACGUAAAAGUAUUCUACUUCAUCCACAUCAAAUUAAAUGUCUUUCAAUUAUUGUUAAAAAAAUUUUCAGUGCCUUUGAAUUACAAGGCUUGCCUCAAAAUGUAUUAAAUACUAUUGUAUAUCAAACAGUUAUUCAAAGAAUUCAGGUUGAAGAAACAACACAAUGUGUUAAAAAAGAAGCUCGAUCUAGUGGAAGUUUAACAAGUUCUACAAAUCGUAAUAAAUUAUUAAGUAAUCUUGGUGAAAGUAUAACAUCAUUUACUGGAAGUCCUAUAUUUCAUCGAUCCUAACAUAUAAUGUAGUAUUAAUUUUUUUUCUUUUGUACUACAGUUAGGAAAACAAGAUAAAACGAAAAAAAGAAAACCAGCAAACAAUGUUUUGAUGUGCAUUUGAUUAAUUCCUGUAUAGUUUUCAUGAAUUCAUUCAAUUAUUUUAUUGUUAAUAUUGUAAAACAAACAAACAAACAACAAAAACACAAUCAAGAUUGAACAGUCAUACACCAAGUCUUUCAUUAAGAGAGAGAAAACAAAUUAUGCAAAAAUUGUACUAUUUUUCUAC
Schistosoma margrebowiei is the source of this 5458-nucleotide messenger RNA. Lineage: Eukaryota; Metazoa; Platyhelminthes; Trematoda; Strigeidida; Schistosomatidae. The record is from the annotation of a GenBank genome assembly.